GCAUUUUGUUAGACGCUCGUCUUCAAGUUCGUCGCUUGCAUCCAUCGCUAGGGCUCGGAGAAGCGGCGAGCGAAGCGCGAUCCAGCCGUCGAUCGAUCGGGUCGGACCAUGUCGUAUCUGCUGCCCCACCUGCACUCCGGAUGGGCCGUCGACCAGGCCAUCCUGGCCGAGGAAGAGCGGCUCGUCGUCAUCCGUUUCGGCCACGAUUGGGACGAGACCUGCAUGCAGAUGGAUGAAGUGCUGGCAUCAGUUGCUGAGACCAUAAAGAACUUUGCUGUCAUAUACCUUGUGGACAUAACCGAGGUGCCCGAUUUCAACACCAUGUAUGAGCUUUAUGACCCAUCCACAGUCAUGUUCUUCUUCAGGAACAAGCACAUCAUGAUAGAUCUUGGAACUGGAAACAACAACAAGAUCAACUGGGCUCUCAAGGAUAAGCAGGAAUUCAUCGAUAUCGUCGAGACGGUAUAUCGGGGUGCUAGGAAGGGUCGUGGUCUGGUCAUUGCUCCCAAGGACUACUCCACUAAGUACCGCUAUUAAUUCUCUGUGCCAAAAUGUAGUUAUUGGGUGCAUGCAAGUCUUCAGAAACCCAUUGCGACCUUUGUCUCUCCUCAAUUGGAUGAAUCUGUCUUUCAGUGAAUACUCCAUACGAAACUUAUGGAGCUUUUCUGACUGGGUACGGCAUAUUGGAUAAUUUGAUAAAGUUAUGAACUGCUCCCUUAUUGUGUUGUGCGGCUGA
Messenger RNA from Syzygium oleosum, 736 nucleotides. RefSeq names its product thioredoxin-like protein YLS8. The record is from RefSeq and is a predicted model, not a curated record. The transcript is spliced from 2 exons. Lineage: Eukaryota; Viridiplantae; Streptophyta; Magnoliopsida; Myrtales; Myrtaceae. The coding region runs from base 109 to 537 and encodes 142 amino acids. Gene Ontology annotation, biological process: mRNA splicing, via spliceosome. Gene Ontology annotation, cellular component: U5 snRNP; spliceosomal complex; U4/U6 x U5 tri-snRNP complex.